AUGACAAACCGACGGGGAUCCUCUAUCGAUCUGCCGGGAGGCGAUGCGUCGGAACGGCCUCGAAUCGCCUUGCCUGCUUGGCUGAACCAUUUCAAUCUACGCGAUCUGAAGGUGCUUUUUCGUUGUUGGACUGCAACAUGGGUUGCAACGAUAUUGAUUUUCAUCGGCCCCGCACUGCAGCAAAUCGGCAUCGCCACUUUCUUCGGCGCUCUGGUGCUCUACAUUGCACCCCCGGCGGGAAUUCUGUUUCUAUACCUACUUGCAGCUUUGUCGCUUCUCGCUGGGAUGUGUCUGGGCUGGGCUUGGGGUCUGCUUACUAUGAAGGCGGCUCUGGCUGCUCGCCCAGCCCCUCAAACCCAGGCUCGUCUCCGGCAAUUGCAGCAGGAGGUGGUGACUGAGGUCCAACGGUCCGGUCAAAGCUCUGCCACCGUGACACAGCAGCUCAUACAUGAUGGAUUCAUGCUCGAUGCUCGAGUCACGGUCGUCUUCUAUGUCAUGAUCUGUGUCUUCAUCUACGCCGUGUCGCGUCUCCGGGCCACAAACAACAAAUUUGCAUUAGCCCAGAUCUUCAGCAUCAUCAUUUCGGACCUUUUCCUGCUCUUUGGUCCAUCAUUGCCGUCAUUCACCGCACUUCUGCCCAGAGUGUUAGUCGCGCCCGGCGCCAUUGGUGUUGGACUGGGUACGAUCUGCUGUCUCCUGUUCUUUCCGCAAUCCACAUCCUACGCCGUCUUCUCGAAGAUGGAAGAGGUCCUCCGUUUCGGUCAGAUAUCUCUAAAAUAUACUGAAUCACUGCUCAACUACAAAGACCUAAACCUGGAACAACUUCUUGAGACAAGGGGUAAGUCCAUUGGAGCCGCCAAGGCCCUCGAGCCGCUGUUAGCGUUUCUCCCUCUGAACUUCUCUAGGGGUCGUUGGAAUGCCGCCGAUGUCGAACGUCUACAGGAGCCUUUACGAAAAACACUCAUGGCAGAGCUGUCGUUGUUAGACUAUCAUAUAGCUCGGAUACAUGGCGACCAGAACAUGCAACGGCUUUCGCCAACUAGGGCACCUACUGCUGAUACUAAUCUGGCGGAAAAGAGAGACCGUGCCAUUGGUCGCCAUCAACUGCAGCAAAGUGCCCAGCUGAUGGAUGCCUUCCAGAGUGCUGAGGAAACCGCUAUCCGUGCGCGCACGCUGGAUGCACUGAGGCAGUCAACCAUCCCAAUCCUACAGGCGUGCUCGGCGGCAAUUGAUACGAUCGUCGAUACCAUCAGCACCCUGAACUCUCAGCGUUGGGUUUGUGAACCCUCAUUUAUACAGAUAUACGACCAGCUUGUCCGAGCCCAAGUCUCGGGGCAGACGCUCUGGAGAAUUCGAUUCUCUAGUCUCACCCCUACUACAGAAGCAUUGAUCAACAACCAUGCAGAGAUGUUCGAUGAUUAUGGGGAAUGUAAGAGUGGAGACGGGAGAGGUGCGCAUGCGUUGCGUGGGAUGAUCAUAGGUAUGGUGAUUGAAGAGCGCAUUUUGGCGGUGGCCGACGCAACGCAGACCCUGAUAGAUGACAUCGCGUGGCUGCUUUCCCAUCGGUCUGAAACCCGUAUUUGGAUCCCUUCUCGGCUGCAAUAUGCCUUGACUUGGUUCUGGAGUAGCAACACUCCUACUCCAAUGUCAUAUGCUGAGAACAACACUGUGGUAGACCCAGAGGUUCUCGAAGAACAAACCCGAGAAGCGGGUCGUCGCCUGCGGAUCAGUCGGGGAUACGGGACACCGCAGCGCUGCCGUACCACCCGUACAUUGAUGUCCAUCUAUAAAUGGCUCUUUAACCCUGCCGGCAUGUAUGCGCUGCGCAUGGUGGUGGUGACUAUCGCCACAUCAAUCCCUUCUGCACUUCCCCACACCGCCGGAUUCUACUACCGGGAGAAAGGAAUCUGGGGGGUUAUCACUGCGCAAACCACCCUCUUGGUCUACACGGCCGACUUUACUGUUUCUUUGGUAUCUCGUGCGGUCGGUACAGUGGUAGGUGGUGUGCUGGGAAUGGUGGCUUGGUAUAUCGGCUCCGGACAUGGCCCGGGCAAUCCGUACGGAUUGGGAGCCAUCACAGCGGCCAUGACAGUGGUGCUGAUGUGGUGGAGGAUCUUCCUGCCACCAGCACUGGCCCUGGCUGCCAUCAUGAGUGGUGCUACAUUCGUUCUAGUCAUCGGCUUCAGUUAUGAUGAUGCCAAUGCGCAGCAAUAUGGCCUUCCCGGUCGCGGAGACACGGCUUUCUGGAAACGUCUGGUUACUGUCCUCUUAGGUUUUUUUGCGGCUACAGUCGUUCAGCUCUUUCCAAGACCACCCUCUGCGACGCGCCAUGUCUGCCAGACGCUCUCCAAUGCCGUUCGCACAUUAUCGGAUCACUAUGCUCUGAUAUUGUCACAUUGGGCCAGGGCUGACCCUGACCACCCCGUCGGCACUGUAGCCGAGAGGAUCACCCUGGAAAUGGCUGAAACACUCCUAUCUCUUGAGGCGCCGAUUGGGCUUCUCCGAUGGGAAAUGAGCUUUGGCCCGUUUCAUCGUAAAACACUUGAUCGGACACGGACAUUGUUAGGCGACAUGAAUCAGGCGCUAGGCCGUCUGCUCACUCUGUCGGCGACGCUGCCGCUGGAGUUCCAGGAGCGGCUGAUAAGAACAGUGGGACUCACGGACGACUAUACAGUUGGAGACGUCAUGGCCAUACUGGGGGUGAUCGAACAGGCACUAAUGGGUGGAGCUGCGCUGCCGGAACGGUUACCCACGCCGUUGGUCAAGCGGUGCUACGAGACAUGGAAGCAGCAGCAUCAAACCGUCAAUCUGAGCAGGAUAACGGUGCGUAAUAAAAGCUACCGCGAAUACUGUGUUGCGAUUACCUCGUACCUCAAGUUUUUGUCGACCAUUGACGAAUUGGUUCUGGUGCUGAAGGCGGCCCUCGGGGAAUCCCACAUUGUCGAUCGUGGGGAGACAGUUGUAUGAGUGGAGGACUGGAACAGCAUCCCAGGUCUACUCAGACGCGAUAGUGACAAACAUGAACAACUUCUGGGCUGCAACGUAUGCCCCUACAGGGGGAGUGGAGCUAUCACCGUCGGCGCUUAUCGAAGGAUCGGAAUGACUCACAUGUAGCCGUCUGCCAAGCCACUACUGC
Aspergillus ibericus CBS 121593 is the source of this 3136-nucleotide messenger RNA. RefSeq lists its product as uncharacterized. The record is from RefSeq and is a predicted model, not a curated record. The coding region runs from base 1 to 2967 and encodes 988 amino acids. Lineage: Eukaryota; Fungi; Ascomycota; Eurotiomycetes; Eurotiales; Aspergillaceae. The transcript has a single exon.